This is a messenger RNA of Psammomys obesus (fat sand rat), 2139 nucleotides long. RefSeq names its product phospholipid-transporting ATPase IK-like. NCBI's taxonomy places the organism in Eukaryota, Metazoa, Chordata, Mammalia, Rodentia, Muridae. The coding region runs from base 1 to 1938 and encodes 645 amino acids. Gene Ontology annotation, biological process: phospholipid translocation; Golgi organization. Gene Ontology annotation, molecular function: ATP hydrolysis activity; ATP binding; ATPase-coupled intramembrane lipid carrier activity. The record is from RefSeq and is a predicted model, not a curated record. The transcript has 9 exons. Gene Ontology annotation, cellular component: plasma membrane.
AUGGCUGGAUUUGCAGAGACGGCGGUGAACAUCGGAUUCGCGUGCCAGCUGCUCUCGGACAACAUGAUAAUCCUGGAAGAUAAGGACAUCAAUCGUUUGCUGGAGAACUAUUGGAACGAAAACUACCAGCAGCGGGCGUUCAAGAUGAUGAGCCACUACAAUAUGGCCUUGGUUAUCAAUGGGGAGUUCUUGGAUCAGCUGCUCCUGUCCUUACGCAAGGAGCCCCGAGCCCUGGUCCAGAAUGCAGUGGUGGAUGAGGCCACCCAGCAGCUGGGCAUGACCCGCCUAGACUUCCUCCAGGCUCGGAGGAUCUCACAGAUAUGGAAAAACUUCGGGCCCUUCAUGGCCCCAGCCCAGUCGGCCGACUCCAAGACCCAGCAGAGCCCCGAGGUCCUGCGGGAGAGGGCCUUCGUCGACCUGGCCUCCAAGUGCCAGGCUGUCAUCUGCUGCAGGGUGACGCCCAAGCAGAAGGCCCUGGUGGUGGCGUUGGUGAAGAAGUACCAGCAGGUGGUGACGCUGGCCAUUGGAGACGGAGCCAACGACGUCAACAUGAUCAAGACUGCGGACAUCGGCGUGGGGCUGGCUGGUCAAGAGGGCAUGCAGGCCGUUCAGAACAGCGACUACGUGCUGGCCCAGUUCAGCUACCUGCAGCGGCUGCUCCUUGUGCACGGGCGCUUGUCCUACAUGCGAAUCUGCAAGUUCCUGCGUUACUACUUCUACAAGACGGCGGCCAGCAUGAUGACCCAGAUAUGGUUCUCCCUCUUCAACGGCUUCUCUGGGCAGCCCCUGUACGAAGGCUGGUUUCUGGCUCUCUUUAACCUGCUGUAUUCCACGCUCCCAGUCCUAUACAUUGGUCUCUUCGAGCAGGACGUGACUACUGAGAAGAGCCUAAACAUGCCAGAGCUCUACACGGCUGGCCAGAAAGAGGAGCUGUUCAACUACAGCAUCUUCCUGCAGGCCAUUGCCCACGGCCUCCUCACGUCCCUUAUCAACUUCUUCGUAGCGGUUCUGGUCAGCCAAAACAUGUCCAAGGCUGGCAGCUCCAAUGACUACCAGUCCUUUGGGGUUCUGGUGGCAAUAUCUAGCCUGCUGUCCAUCACCCUGGAGGUCAUUCUUAUCAUUAAGUACUGGACGCUCCUGUGUGUGGUCAGCAUCGCGCUGAGCCUCGGCUCCUACGUCAUCAUGACAAGCCUCACGCAGAGCCUGCUGCUCUACAGGAUCUGGCCCCAGACCUUCCAGUUUCUGUUCGCUGAUUACAAAGUGCUCAGCCAGCCCUCCAGCCUCCUGGUGAUCACGCUCAGCGUAGUGCUCAACACGCUGCCCGUCCUGGCCUUUCGCACAAUCCAUGAAAUCAUCUUGAAACUGCGCCGCAAGGAAGAGGCAGUCCCAAGCGAAGAGAUGGCUGUCGAGCCACCCAUGACGCCUCUUCGUCGUGGGGCCCCAGCCCGCCGGUCCAGCUACGCCUUCUCCCACCGUGAGGGCUAUGUAAGCCUCAUCACCCAGGGUACCAUCCUACGCAGGCCCAUGGGCGAGCAGAGUGGAGACAUGGCCUGUGAGUCCUUGAACCUGUCCGAGGAAGACCUACCUUCGUUCCACAAGGAAUCCAUGUUUAACCCACGGAAGAUCUCCAUCCUGGCCAAGAAGAGGCUUCAGCACUUUGGACGGGGGCCCCAGGAAGAGGUCCACUCUAACAUCAGCUCCCAAAUUAUGGAGAAGCAGGCCGCUCUGCUUCUGGACUGCCACACCUCUGACACGAAGAAGCCACUCACCCUAAGCUCCUUAAAGGGCUCGCUUCAGCUGCCCCUGUCGGAGAGCCAGGCCUGCCACAGGGUGCCGUCGCAGUACGCCCUGGAUGUCGGGUCCUCCCCUCGGAGGGGCCCUCACUGGAAAAGGUCAGCCUCUCCCAGCCAUCUGGAGGUGCCCAGAGAGAAACCCUGACUUGGGCUAACCAAAAGCCCCUUGCACAGUGUGACCAUCACCUGCGAGCAGAGGCCAGAGGUGGGGCAGUGUCACCGAGGCUCCAGUGCACAGAGCCCUGCCCUGCGGGAGCACAGCCACUCAACAGCCAGCGUCCAGAGACACAAGCGGGCGACAUCCUUGUCUUUUUUAAUAAAACAGGGUCCCUCUGGCCCCAGGGCU